Molecule: messenger RNA, 1275 nt
Organism: Rasamsonia emersonii CBS 393.64
Lineage: Eukaryota; Fungi; Ascomycota; Eurotiomycetes; Eurotiales; Trichocomaceae
Product: Proteasome regulatory particle subunit (RpnF)
Exons: 2
Coding region: 1-1275 (424 amino acids)
Biological process (GO): ubiquitin-dependent protein catabolic process
Cellular component (GO): proteasome regulatory particle, lid subcomplex
Molecular function (GO): structural molecule activity
Source: RefSeq, a predicted model, not a curated record
AUGGCUUCCUCCGCGACUGUCGCCCAGCGGAUAGAGGAAGCGAAGGCCCUCUCGUCCAAGGACCCAUCCAAAGCCGAGAACAUCUACAAAGAUAUCCUGUCCCAAGGAGUGGGGACAACAGAGAGUGCUUCGCGCGACUAUGAAGCAGCUUUGAUCGGUCUGGGAGAACUGUACAGGGAUGGCAGGAGACCUCAGGAACUGGCCGAGUUGAUCAAAACAAGCUGGGGUGUCUUCUCGUCAUUCGCCAAAGCGAAGACAGCAAAGCUAGUUCGCCAACUUCUUGAUCUGCUCAGCGAGAUCCCGAACACCUUAGAUAUUCAGAUUGCUGUGAUCAAGGCCUGCAUUGAAUGGGCCGUCUCAGAACGACGGUCUUUCCUUCGACAGAGCUUGGAAACCCGCUUGGUUAUGAUCUACAUGCAGAAGCAGUCCUACUACGAUGCCCUGACGCUCAUCAAUUCCCUGCUCCGAGAGCUCAAACGGUUGGAUGACAAGGUUGUUCUUGUGGAAAUACAACUGCUUGAAUCUCGGGUCUACCACGCCCUCGGCAACCAGGCCAAAGCACGCGCUGCUCUCACAUCUGCUCGCACCUCUGCAUCCGCUGUCUAUACUCCUCCAAACCUCCAAGCUGGUCUCGAUAUGCAGAGUGGCAUGCUCCACGCCGAGGACAAAGAUUUUAACACGGCUUAUUCCUACUUCAUCGAAGCUCUAGAGGGCUACAGCUCGCUCGAUGAUUCCGAGAAGGCGACGGCAGCGCUUCAAUAUAUGCUUCUGUGCAAGAUCAUGUUGAACCUCGUCGACGAUGUGACGAGUCUACUCAACUCCAAGCAGGCUCUUAAGUACGCAAGCCCGCGGCUGGAAGCCAUGAAGGCUGUGGCACGCGCCCACGCCAACCGAUCCCUGGAAGAGUACGAGAAGGCCCUCUCGGACUACCGAUAUGAGCUGGGAGGUGAUGUCUUUAUCCGAAACCACCUUCGACGACUUUACGACGCGAUGUUGGAGCAGAAUCUCAUCAAGGUGAUCGAGCCCUUCAGCCGUGUGGAGAUCGACCACAUCGCCAAGAUGGUCGGAUUAGAUACGCAACAGGUUGAGAGGAAGCUGUCACAGAUGAUUCUGGACAAGGUGAUCACUGGCGUGUUGGACCAGGGUGCUGGAUGUCUCAUUGUUUUCGAGGAGACCGAGAGGGAUCAAGCCUAUGACGCAGCACUGCAGACGAUCGAAAAGUUGAGCAACGUGGUGGAAGUACUGUACACUAAUCAGGCGUCUCUGUUGGAAUAA